Messenger RNA from Colletotrichum abscissum, 171 nucleotides. RefSeq lists its product as uncharacterized. The record is from RefSeq and is a predicted model, not a curated record. Lineage: Eukaryota; Fungi; Ascomycota; Sordariomycetes; Glomerellales; Glomerellaceae. The transcript has 2 exons. The coding region runs from base 1 to 171 and encodes 56 amino acids.
AUGCGCUUCAACGUCAUCUCCGUCGCCGUGACCGCCCUGGCCUUCUUCUCGCAACAAGCCUUAGCACAAGAGGCUUGCCAGAGCACGGCAGACUGCAUCCAAAACUGCGGUGGCUUUGCGGACAAGUUGUGCCGUCUCCCUGGCAAUAUCUGCGAGUGUGUUCCGUACUAG